AUGCCACUGAAAGAGGAGAGUCAAGAACUGAAUGAAAUGGAAGAGAAAGAUCAGUAUGAGGAAUGUCAUGAUUUCAUGACUGGGGAAAAAUCUUUGAGUGACUCGCAGACUCGUGAAACAGAAACUAGGAACCUUAAAGUUCACACUGAAGAGAAGCCUCAUGCCUGCCAACAGUGUGGGAGGAGCUUUGCACUAAAAGGAAGUCUUAACAUUCACAUGAGAGUUCACACUGGAGAAAGACCUUUCACCUGCCCUCAGUGUGGGAAACGUUUUGCACUAAAAGGAGAUCUUAAAAGUCACUUGAGAGUUCACACUGGAGAGAGGCCUUACUCCUGUCAACAGUGUGGGAGGAGCUUUGCACUAAAAGGAAAUCUGAAUAGCCACUUGAGAGUUCACAUGAGAGAGAGUUUCACCUGCCAACAGUGUGGAAAAGGUUUCAGUGAAGAACAGAGCCUUGAAAUCCACUUAAAAAUCCACGCUGGAGAGAAACCAUUCAAUUGCCCUCAGUGUGGAAAGAGUUUUGAACAGAAAAAAAACCUUAAUGUCCACAUGAGAACUCACACUGGAGAGAAGCGUUUCGCCUGCAAACUGUGUGAGAAGAGCUUCACACGAAAAGAAACAUUUAAGGGUCACAUGGCAAUUCACAAGGGAGAGAAUCCUUUUGAUUGUGGUCAGUGUGGAAAGAGUUUCAGAUAUAAAAGAAACCUUAAGCAUCACAUGAGGAUUCACUCUGGAGAGAAACGUUUAGAUGUCACUGACAGGAAUCCCCGUAAGAAUCGUGUAAAACGUCACAUUGUAGAGAAGCCUCACACAUGCCCUCACUGUGAAAAGAGUUUCACACAAAGUACAAAGCUGGAGGAGCACAUAAGAAUUCACACUGGAGAGAAACCUUUCACCUGCCCUCAGUGUGGAAAGAGCUUCACAAUUAAAGGAAACCUUAGGAUUCACAUUAGAGUUCACACUGGAGAGAAGCCUUACAAAUGUCCUCAGUGUGAAAAGAGUUUCACGUAUCACACAGACCUGAAACGGCAUUUGCAAACUCACUCUGUAAAGAUAAUUCUGAUUUCCACAGUGUGACGAGAGGUUUAGAAAAAGGAGGCAAUAGAAAAUGUUUAUCUUUUAGAAAACAAUGUUACCUUCUCACACCACAGCUGAAAGUGAGCUUCAUCUGAUUUAACUUUUUGACUACUUUUUUUUUAAUUUGUAUUAUUUAUGUCCUUUACCUUUUUAUUCUUCACCUGACCAUCUUCUUUGCUAUAGUUUCAAAUAUUAAGCAGACACCCUUUAAUUUAGACCAGGGGACGGCAACCAAUAGAGAAAACUGCAUACCAAUGUUCAUUUUGAGGUCCUCUGCACAAUCUGACUUUGCUGCAGACUGGAAUUGAACUGCAGGUUUGUCUGGCCAGAGGA
This is a messenger RNA of Sinocyclocheilus anshuiensis, 1410 nucleotides long. Its product is annotated as gastrula zinc finger protein XlCGF8.2DB-like. Bases 1 to 1077 code for a protein of 358 amino acids. NCBI's taxonomy places the organism in Eukaryota, Metazoa, Chordata, Actinopteri, Cypriniformes, Cyprinidae. The transcript has a single exon. The record is from RefSeq and is a predicted model, not a curated record.